Eufriesea mexicana is the source of this 1914-nucleotide messenger RNA. RefSeq names its product protein coronin (gene coro). Gene Ontology annotation, biological process: actin filament organization. The transcript is spliced from 6 exons. Gene Ontology annotation, molecular function: actin filament binding. NCBI's taxonomy places the organism in Eukaryota, Metazoa, Arthropoda, Insecta, Hymenoptera, Apidae. Bases 217 to 1701 code for a protein of 494 amino acids. The record is from RefSeq and is a predicted model, not a curated record.
UCCGUUGACGAUAGCAGAACGAUUAAUCGGAACGUUGAAAUUAUUCCGUUACUUAGCUUUCUAUUAGCGCGAUUCAUAUAUAGAAUAAUCAAUUUUCGUGAAGUUCUUUAAUCGAUGAGAUUCGUUUGUUUCCUUGAACGUGCCAGGGUGAAAUAAGGAACGAUAUUCAGAGAAAAUGAUAAAUGGAUCUUUUUAAUAGCUGAAGUAGGUGCAGAUAUGUCUUUCCGUGUGGUGCGUAGCAGCAAGUUCCGCCACGUGUACGGAACGGCUUUGAAACGUGAACAAUGUUACGAUAAUAUAAGGGUGUCCAAAUCUUCGUGGGAUUCAACCUUCUGUGCUGUGAAUCCAAAAUUCCUCGCUAUCAUUGUAGAAUCUGCAGGCGGUGGUGCUUUCAUAGUCUUGCCACACAAUAAAGUAGGUCGAAUACCAGCAGACUAUCCUUUAGUUGGUGGACAUAAAGGUCCUGUAUUAGACAUUGCAUGGUGUCCUCAUAAUGACAAUGUUAUAGCAUCUGGUUCUGAAGAUUGCGUAGUUAAAAUAUGGCAAAUACCGGAUGGUGGUAUUUCUAGGACAUUAACUGAAUCUGUGGUAGACCUUCAGCAGCACCAGCGCAGAGUCGGUCUUGUAUUAUGGCAUCCAUCUGCACUGAAUGUAUUGCUCACAGCUGGAUCAGACAAUCUUGUCUUAAUCUGGAAUGUAGGCACUGGAGAAACUAUAGUGCGAAUAGAUUGUCAUCCAGACAUGAUUUAUUCUGCAUGUUGGAACUGGGAUGGGUCUAAAGUAGUUACUACCUGUAAAGAUAAAAAAAUUCGAAUUUUGGAUCCAAGAACUGGAGAGAUACUAGAAGAAGCUAUUGCACAUGAAGGUAGUAAAGCUACACGUGCAAUAUUUCUCAGGGGAGGCUUGAUCUUUACCACAGGUUUCAGUAAAAUGUCUGAAAGGCAGUAUUCCCUGCGUGCUCCAGAUAUGUUAGGUGAACCUAUUGUUAUGGUAGAAUUGGAUACAAGUAAUGGAGUUAUGUUUCCUUUGUAUGAUCCUGACACAAAUUUAGUUUACUUGUGCGGGAAAGGUGAUUCUGUGAUUCGAUAUUUCGAAAUUACUCCUGAACCUCCCUUUGUUCAUUAUAUCAAUACGUUUCAAACUCCUGAUCCUCAACGAGGUGUAGGAAUGAUGCCAAAACGAGGCUGUGAUGUUAAUAGCUGUGAAAUAACUAGAUUUUACCGGCUCAACAACUCAGGCUUUUGCCAGGUUAUCUCUAUGACUGUACCAAGAAAGUCUGAACUAUUUCAAGAAGAUUUAUAUCCUGAUACCCCCGGCGAUACUGCUGCGAUUUCUGCUGAAGAAUGGGAAAACGGAACCGAUGCAGAUCCUAUAUUGAUCUCCUUGAGGGAUGGUUAUCAACCCUCAGUAGCCAAGAAUGAAUUGAAAGUCCAUAAGAAGUCAAACAUAUUGAGCAAAGGAGCGAAAGUUGCUUCUUCGAAUUCUGCACAAAAUGCUACACAAGCUUCAGCAGGCAUCACUGAAGAGCUUUUGAAAGAAUUUACGGAAGAAAUAAGAAAACUAAAAGCGAUGAUCGUAAAACAUGAGGGUAGGAUACGGGUGCUUGAAUCCGCGGUUGCUCUUCAGAUGAAAGAAGAUGAAAGAAAGGAGAAGUCAUCUUCACCCACUGAUAGAGAGGUGCUUGCAUCGGAUGAAGUGUAAUUUUUGGCUUAUAUUUUAAGCUUCCAAAAAUAAUACGAAAGGAGGAAAAACAUAAUUAAUUGUGAAAUAAAAAUGAUCAUAUAUUUUGAUAUAACAAUUUGUGUAAAUAGUAGGUUUUAGCUACGUUGUGUGUCUCAAUUUUUAUUGCAAUGAUUUUGCUAUUUAUUGUACAUCCAUUCAUCAUACAUCCUCUCCAUUUGUAUUAUGUUUACA